AGAAGAUAUUCUUGACCUCGACAUAUUGCUGGGAAAUAAAAACCAAUCCCGAAGGUUUUUCCAACAAAAAUAUCUUGGCCUCAUAGGGGAUUACUUUUCAAUAAAUUCUUUCUACACGUUAAUUUCUGAAAUGUAAUGUUAAGCAUUUUGGCCUCAGGGGGUAUUCUUGAACAAAAUCUUUGUACGCGUGAAUUUCUGAAAUACAAUGUUGAACUAUCUUUAAUCAUUGUAAGUGAAGAGGGAUAAUAAAGUGUUAUUAAUAUCAGUAAUUUCAUUUCCAGAAAAAACUUCCCAUCCUUCGAUACAUCGACAUGUGUCACUUGAAAAAAGAACGAUAAAAACCACCACUAAUGUAUUAAGGAAGAAUUGUUCAUGUCGAUAGUUUGAUAAUAUAUUACUGCACAUUAUUAAAUUGACUGAAAAUGAUUUCAGAACCACCAUUAGCUAAUCAAAAUUUCCUAAUUGAUGAUAGAUUCAGACCUGAAAAAAUGAUUGCUAUCUAUCCUACCAUCACUUGCUUUUAUUAUCAUGAGCUUAGAUAAUACUGUAAUCUACGAAAUAUACUAGCGUGUAACAUACAAAACCUUUGAUGCUUGUAAAGUGCAAAAAAUAUAUUGGUAUCGCACUUUUCAUGAUAACCCCUUUUCAAUAAAAUGAUAUUGAAAAUAAGUUUCUAGAGGUGAAACCAUUGAAGUGACUUGCAGUAUGAUAUAUUUCCUGCAAUAUAAAUCGUGAUAUGUUUAAGUUGUGUAGGUUUUUUGUAGAUAAAAAGAGAACGUCUCCAUAUGAGUGGAAUAUUCUCGUGAAAGACGUUAAACAAUAUAAAAUUAAUCAAUCAAUAACAAGAGAGCACUUAUGUGGUGUAGUGUGUUGUUUACAGUCGUGCGCUAUUUCACAGCCAAACAACGUCCUAUACCUUAACAGUAUCCACAGCGGCGGGAUUAGCUAUUCUGUUUGAUGAUUUCGACGAAUAUAAUCUUGAAGAGAAAAUAUAUUGAAAAACGCCAGUGUGUUUGAUUCAUAGAAUUGGAACCGUCCAUCUCUACUCGGUGGCAGUUGACAGAAUGUUUACGAGACAGGAAGUGCAUUCAUUGAAUGGAAGUAAAGAUGAUGUUGAAAGAUUGAAUUCAUCACAAACUACAAUACGUUCAGUGAAAAAUACUGUCGAAAUAAUCGAACAUGUACUUACCACGAGUCCAGAAAGUAUUCAAAAUGAUGAGAUGUGUAAUUGUUAUAAUCUGUUCCUUGCCCUGCUUAUAUUGGGGGUCAUUGUGUUGUGCCUACUAACAACAGUCUUAGUUUUGAUUUACGAACUAAGAAUUAAUCAUAAAACAUAUUUCUGUGUUAAAAAUUCUACCGACAUCCUGCAGAAAAAUGUGCCGAAACGAAACAAUGUGUCGAAACGAAAUAAUGUAUCGAAACGAAACAAUGUGUCGAAAAGUACGAGGUCCAGAAACAAGAAAAGGCACUUUGGAAGAGCUGAUCGUCCAGUUUCCUUCGACUCACAGAUGGCCGAUCAUGAGGAAAACGAUUUAUCCGAGGAUUCCGACGGAUAUGUCAGACCGGAGAACCAAGACGAAAAGUACGAGUAUGCAGAGGUUUUGUCUGAUCUUGACGAUACUGUAAAUGAACGAAAUGCUUCUGAAAAUCCCGUUCUGGAGUGUUCACGUUCUCAGUACUACAAUUCAAAGUGCGUUGAGGAACACAUCGAAGAUCAAACCCCAAUAUAUCUUAAUGUGAAUUGUGGAGAAUAUAAUGCAUAACAUAUACCCAUUAUUGAAACGAAUUUCGAAAUAUGCACGAUUCAAGAUGUAUACUUGAUGAUUUUUAAGCACAUUUAUGAAGAAACAUUCCAUUCUACCAAUGAUACAUCGUCGGAAACCCACGGUUGAUUACGUUGGAGAGAGGAACGAAGCGUAAUCAACCGUACGUUUCCGACGAUGUCAAUGAUAUGGUAUAUAUUCCAAAUGACACGACGCACGCGUAUCUCCUAGAGAUCGAAGGUCAGGGGCAUAUGGUCUUGACUUGAUUUCUAGAGACAACCAAUGAAAUAUACAGAAACUAUAUUGGAAACAUGGACUUAUUUUACAUCAUUACGCUCCCCUCUCAAUCUCUCAAGUAGCAUUGAAAUACACACGUGUACGUCAGAGUACAUUAUCUGAUGCAAACAUUUCAUUCGAUACGUUCGCAAUAAAAUUGAUAUUUUUGAUUAUUUUAAAAACAUUAUGGAUUGAACAGGCAUGAUCAUUUGAAAAUGUGACGUCACAAUUUCAUUGAUGACGAGAGACAGUUUUUCCCGUAUGAUGAGUUCAUUUGUUUUUGAUUGGGUUUUUUUCUGUUUUUGUUUUUUGGUUUGGUGUCGUAGUUACAAUUUUGUCUAUAUGUCACCUUGACUGCCUACAACAGCAAGGUCUAUCAUACAUGUAACAUUAGAAUUAUACCAGAUGAAGACUUUCUUAAAGGUCUAGGUCAAAGCUAUGACAUAUAAAGGUCAAAUUCAUUGAUUAAGGUCAAAUGUACCACAAUAGAACAUGGCCAAACUCGGUAUGUCUACUACAAACAGUAUGGAUUUUCUAUAUUAUGGUUCUAAUGAUAGAUUAAUUGUUAAAAAAAAUAUGUCCAGUUAAGAAUAUUAUUUCUGCUUGUACAUAAAGAAACAUACCUAAUUUUGUAUAUCAAGUAUAAUUAUACUUUUAAACGACAUCGGAUAAUACAUGUGUUAAUAUAGGUUACUUCACACCAGUGACAGCAUAUCCAGAUUUUUUUUUUUAUAAAGGGUAUUGCGAAUCUAAAUAAUACCCUUUCUGUCCCUAAAGGAGGAAUGUAAACCCAUAGUGACACAAAAUGAUUAUUUUUAUCGCAAACAAAUUUUCAAGCAAAGGGGGUUGGUUAGGAACCCUGUUGAAACCCUGUAUAUCUGCCAUUGCUUUGCGCAAGGCAAGCAUAUGAAAAAUAAAAUGAAGAGAGCACAAAAUAAAAUAACCAGUGAUAUUUGAAAAUGCUAUGACCAAGAAACAGUUUGUUCCCCUUAUCAAUGAAAUCAACAUGUAGAUGAACACCAAUUGACACUAUCCUAAUUUUAAAACAUGCAUCAGAUUUUAUAUCAUUAAUUAAGUAAUUGAUAUACUGUGCAGGAUAUUUUGCUACGGUUAAUUUCCCUUAGAGGACCGACCCCACCCCAUUUUCCCACAGCAAAUACUUAUUCAUGCCAAAAUACGACGACAAGCAGAAUCAAGCAACAUUGCAUAAUAAUUCAAUGAUGAAUACUGUUUUUAUGCAACAGUAUCUGCAUGAUCCUUUCCUCCACAAUUUUCUACCGAAGGAGAGAGUGGGCGAAUGGAAUUAUGGGUAUGGGACAAGACUAAUUAAUGCAAAGUGAACAGAAAUAACCAUAUUGAUAUCCGGAAUGGAGUGAAAUACACUCAUAUGCGGAAGAAAAUCAUCCAUAUUGCUAGAUAUUUUGAUUGUUUUUGAAAAUUUAUGUACUGAAAACCACCACAUGGAAUUCAAUACAACAAUAUUUACAUUGUUAACAAGUAAAUUUGUAAAAGUUAGAAGUACAACCCAACAUGUCACCUUCGUGUCGAAGUGGGGCAGAAAGAGAAAUGAACGUUAUUGUAGUUUUGAAAUUGUAAAUUGAAGACGACUUUCAUUAUAUUUCAGAAUGUAAAGCAUAGUGAAGAUUUUUUUAACCUGGUCCAAACAUUACGAAAUUUUGUGAAAUUAUGCAUAGAUCUUGUAGUGAUUCGAUUUUUAUUAAUAAGCUAUGAAUGUUUCUUUUCCAAAUAUGUUCUCCACAUGUACUAUCUGUUUCACCCAUAUCAACGUCAUUGUAUAUAUGUACGUAUGUUUUCAUGUACCAUGACAUGGUUUACUGAGUGAAUAAACUGACCUGACUUUCCUAAUUAUAUACAUGUAUAUACGUAACAAUGUGUACAUCAUUUCCCCGUAUGCAGUUUCAGGGGGCUUUGUCCCUCGGGCCACCAUCAAGGUUUCCACCACUGGAGGCCUCAAGACAAUCUUCAGACACUCAGGCGUUUACUACCCCCUCCCACCCUGUUCAGAAACUUCUGGAUCCGCCUCUGUGUGAGUCUCACCUGCAGGUGGUCAGGUUAUCACCUUUGGGGAAAAUCCGGUGUAAAAACUAAAAUCCUACAGACGCCUAUUCAGGUUGUGAGGUCUGUAAAUGAUGACCUGUAUCAGCAACUUUGGUUUACUUGAGAAGUUAUAAUUGGGUGGAAGCAAUGACACAGUGACUUUAAUCUUAGUAAAAUUAUCUAGGAAUUCAGAUCGGAAACCUUGACUUUGGAAGAUUUCACUUUGUUAUUGUGUGAAUGGAUCCAGGGUUUGGUUCUAAGUUAAGGUGUACAAGAAAUGGUAUCAGGAGAACUCGUAUCCAGGAGAACCCGUAUCCAGGAGAACUCUUACCCAGAUUUUUAUGACAAAAAUGACAAUUUUUUUCUGUAGGAGAACUCGUACCCAGAUUUAUCCGAUAAAAUGACUAUGUUUUUUCUCCGGGAGAACUCGUACUCAGAUUUUUAUAAUACAAUUGACAAGUUUUUUCUUUGGGAGAACCCGUACCUACAUUUCUAUCUGAUAAAAUGACAAAGUUUUUCUCCAGGAGAACUCGUACCCAAAUUUCUGGGUAGGAGUUCUCCUGGGUACGGGUUCUCCUGGGUACGAGUUCUCCAGAAGUCCAAGAAAUGACAUUGGAAGGUAAAAUAAAAAAUCAACACGACAGCAUCCAAACUGAAAUAUCCAUUAUCCUACUCCCUGUUUAAUGAGACGGCUGUAUGCAUAACAUUCAAGGAAGCAACAUUUUGAGAAAAUCAUUGAACUUUAACGAAUCGUGUACAAUCUACAUAAUGAAAUUUCACGACAUGGAUUUCCUUGUUAUUUACAGUUUUCUUUUGUGUUUGAUUUUUUCUGUUAUACAGGCCACAGGAAAGUGUAACACGGGACAAAUUGGUGAAGACAAAAAGUUUCCUUGCUGUACAAACUAUUUUCCUGUUGAAGGAGUAUGCAAAGCGUGUCCGCCUGGAUUAUUUGGAAAUAACUGUUCCGUUCCUUGUCCACAUCCUUCUUAUGGUAUUCGGUGCAUGGGCGUGUGUAAGUGUGAUAGAUCACUGUGUGACGUCAUCACUGGAUGUCCGGACAAUAACAUAGACAACACAACAGGGAAAGCGUGUCCGCCUGGAUUAUUUGGAGGUAACUGUUCCUUUCCCUGUCGAUAUCCUUAUUUUGGUAUUCUGUGUAUGGACGAGUGUAAGUGUGAUAGAUCACUGUGUGACGUCAUCACUGGGUGUCCGGAAAAACCCACAACAGUGAAAGGCACGAGUCACAAGUUUUCUCGCACAACACACCAGCAUGUGGAUGGAAGUCAAAUCGAGAAAAUGGGAAACAUAAAGAAAAAGGUUUUUGUUCUUCGGGGAAUUGGACAUGCUGUAGAUGGAGGUGGCAAAUUGUUGAAGUACUACAUGGAUCAUUGAGAAAGUGUUUGAUAUAUUGGAUAUGUGACGGUUAUGUGUUAAUCAGUCUGAGCGCUUCUCCUCCUAUCCUAUACAAUGCGUUGUUUUAUGUGUUAAUCAGUCUGAGCGCUUCUCCUCCUAUCCUAUACAAUGCGUUGUUUUAUGUGUUAAUCAGUCUGAGCGCUUCUCCUCCUAUCCUAUACAAUGCGUUGUUUUAUGUGUUAAUCAGUCUGAGCACUUCUCCUCCUAUCCUAUACAAUGCGUUGUUUUAUGUGUUAAUCAGUUUGAGCGCUUCUCCUCCUAUCCUAUACAAUGCGUUGUUUUAUGUGUUAAUCAGUCUGAGCGCUUCUCCUCCUAUCCUAUACAAUGCGUUGUUUUAUGUGUUAAUCAGUCUGAGCGCUUCUCCUCCUAUCCUAUACAAUGCGUUUUUUUAUGUGUUAAUCAGUCUGAGCGCUUCUCCUCCUAUCCUAUACAAUGCGUUGUUUUAUGUGGUAAAUUGAGUGUUCAAAACGAAUGAACAUUCAUCUCUUCUUGUUUUGGCUUUGUUCUAAUGGAAACAAAAAUCAAUGCUUUCAUUUUCGUCAGUGAGGUAAUAAAGCGAGUACGCCGCUGAUUCACCAAAAAUAUUGCCCUCGUAUAAUCCAAUCUCCUCAAACCUAAUGUUACAUGUAGUGUCCAAUGUUACAUGUAGUGUUCAAUGUUACAUGUAGUGU
Molecule: messenger RNA, 6181 nt
Organism: Ostrea edulis (European flat oyster)
Lineage: Eukaryota; Metazoa; Mollusca; Bivalvia; Ostreida; Ostreidae
Product: multiple epidermal growth factor-like domains protein 10
Exons: 7
Coding region: 4794-5489 (231 amino acids)
Source: RefSeq, a predicted model, not a curated record